GACGUGCUGAGUAAAGUCGGUAGCGGUACUCGAUAUUGAAAGAUGAUCGCUGCGAGGAGCGACGUGUUGUUGGUUUCCCAACUGACAAUCUCAUUUUACUGGUCAGAUCCGUUCCGUCGUAAAAAGAUUCCUACUUGCUGCGAAUCUCGAGCCUGCUGAUGCACUUCACGGAAGAAGGAUCUGAAUUCUUGUGGACUAAAGCUCUGUUUUGCAGUCUUCGCGAUCUGUUUUCUACACGAACACCGCGGGAUUAUGAGGCAAAACGCAGUCGCUUUGAGAGCAAAUUGAAACUGUACACAAACAGGGAAUCGAUGAGGUUUUGAGUCGAUUUGGAGUCCCAGUAAGACCAUUGUUCAUGGUAGACAGUCGAAAGGUAGCCCCUUGUCAAGAAAGCCGUUUGAACCACCACCGCAACCGUCAUGGAAGAGCUGAAACGCUGAGCGUGUGAAUAUUACCGAUCGAGCAAUGUUGGGCGUCAGUUGCACGAGCAGAUUCCCGAUCGUGUUUCGAAUUUCCUGUAUCCUUGAUUGAGGCGGCAGCAAUACUGAGUGCCUUGUGCUCAUGAUGUUGAGAACACUUAACAGGCGGAUGCUUCCGCUCCUGCGACCUCUCUCCUCUGAUUCCAUUUUAACUGUAGAGUUGAAACGAUUGCCGGCUGAAUUUGCCUCUCCUCGACUCCACACAAGUGUUGAGCGCCAUGAUUGGAUCGCAAAGGGCAGACCCGAGACAAGGCUUCAUCUGGAGCUUUGGUUCAAGCCGAACACUGGGCAAGUUAUCUUCACUCGCGGUCUAAGCCACGACAUAUCCCCGUCGAGAGAUCUGCCGGCCACAGUCGCGGCACUGAAGAACCCAACCAACCAGAUCACGUACGACGAGUCAUGCAUGGACCGUCACCCGCAGGGCGAUCCAAGCAAGAGGGCCUUCUCCUACUUCAUUCUCACGAUAGGGCGCUGCAUGCUCGCGGCGGGCCUGCGGCUGUUCGCAUGCAAAGUAAUCCUGUCCAUGUCGGCGAGCAAAGACGUGCUAGCGAUGGCGUCUCUGGAGAUGGACGUGAGUAGCAUCGCAGCAGGAAACACGGUGACGGUGAAGUGGCGGGGGAAGCCGGUGUUUGUGCGCAACAGAACUGAGGCGGACAUUAAGCUCGCGAAUUCGGUGAGCCUGUCGGAACUGCGGGAUCCGGAGACCGACGAGGCCCGGGCGACGAAUCCGACGUACCUAAUCGUGGUCGGCGUGUGCACCCACUUGGGGUGCGUGCCGCUUCCGGGCGCGGGAGACUACGGCGGAUGGUUCUGCCCCUGCCACGGCUCCCAUUACGACAUCUCGGGCCGCAUCCGCAAGGGCCCCGCGCCGCGCAACCUGGAAGUGCCCAAGUACGCGUGGAUCAACGACACCAGGGUCGUCAUCGGGUGACGACGCAAUCGCCAGCGGAGCACACGAGGACCCCCACAAUUUUCAAAUUUUCUCGUUGCCGACGAUGCGCAGUUUUCACCGACGAUGGUGUGCGGUUACUGAGGUGAUUUGCAGAGUGAUCGGAACAGUAAGACUCGAAAUGUAUUUUCAUUUUUUCUUUUUUUCUUCUACUGUAUGUGCAAGAUUAUGUGACUCAAGGUUGUGGUAUCGUGUGUUCAUGCACAUGCAAGUUGAUUCAUGUUGUGUGUUUUGGGAAGAUUUAGCUGUAGAGAGUUUUGUUUAAUGCCUGUUGUUUUUGGUUUUGACGUGUGCGAGUGUAGAGACAAUUGAUUUAAGUUUUGGAAAAGAAUGACUCAAUUUGGUUAUGUUGACAAUAAUUAAAGAUCUCAAUUGAGUUUAUUUGAAAAGAAAAAUAAUAGUGAAUUUUUUUUAGUU
Physcomitrium patens is the source of this 1845-nucleotide messenger RNA. Its product is annotated as cytochrome b-c1 complex subunit Rieske, mitochondrial. Gene Ontology annotation, molecular function: 2 iron, 2 sulfur cluster binding; quinol-cytochrome-c reductase activity. Gene Ontology annotation, cellular component: membrane. NCBI's taxonomy places the organism in Eukaryota, Viridiplantae, Streptophyta, Bryopsida, Funariales, Funariaceae. The record is from RefSeq and is a predicted model, not a curated record.